AUGCAAAGCAUAGAUCAAGCCAAACAGCAGUGCAUCAGUCAACCUAGGGAGAUCACUCACAACAAUUUCAUCUUCGAUGACAACAGAAAUGCUCUUGGGGCUGAAAUGGGUUGUGUUGUCAGUGACCACAGUAAGACCCACAGGAGUGUUCUUCAAGAACUGAAGAAGGUUCAGUUUGAGUUUGACAACCAGAAUUUCUUCUUUGACGAAAAUGGUGAUUUUGUAAGUGGUUAUGAUCUGGUCAUGUGGGAAAGAGAUGGACGCUACAGAAGAUUUCAAAGGAUUGGGAAAUACCUUGUCCUUAAUAAGCAAAUAGAACUAGAAGUGAAAAAUUUCAUCUGGCUCUCAACAGCCAAUACCACGACCCCUCAGUCUAGAUGCUCAGAGCGUUGUGCCCCUGGCUCGGUAAAGAAGAUCUUAAACGUAUCCUGCUGUUAUAACUGCACCCAAUGUACGGAGGGGACCUAUUCAGAUGCAUGGGAUCUUCAUGUCUGCAAAGAGUGUCCCAGUGGAACUUGGUCUCUCAAAGGUUGGACUCAGUGCAAGCCAAGAUGGGAGUCCUACCUGCACUGGUAUGAUCCUCAUCCCAUCACCAUGAUGGCAGCUGCAGCCUUUGGCAUCUUGCUGUUGUUUGUUAUCUUCAUUCUGUUUUUGGUGUACCGAAAUUACCCACCUAUGAAAAGAGCUGAGGUGAGAUUGUCCUGUGUGAUGAUGGCUGGUCUGGCAGUGAGCUUCGCAAGUGUGAUAUGCUUCAUGGGCAAGCCCAGUGUACACCUCUGCCGGGCCCGCCAGCUGAUGUAUGCGAUGGGCUUCACCCUGUGCGUGUCCUGUAUUCUAGUCAAGGCCUACCGUACCUUCCUGGCUUUCCUUCCCUUUGGUCAGAUGAUAAACAGACAACUAAACAAACUUUACAAGCCCCCUGUAAUUGUUGCUGUCAUCACUGCUCUGCAGGGAAUAAUCUGUCUUCUCUGGAUGAUCUUUGAUUCUCCUGAUAUUGAUGACACACCUCCAUCCGCACAAAGCAUGAAGAAAAUAAUCCAGUGUAGUGAAGGUGCCACAUACAUAGGUUUUGGUAUUAUGUUGAGCUACAUAGCUCUGCUAGCAUUGAUUGGCUUUCUCUUGGCCUUCAAAAGCAGGAAGGUUCCUCAGGAGUUCAGUGAAACAGGCUACAUCAUUUUCAGCAUGCUGAUGUACUUGUUUGUAUGGGUGUGUUUUAUCCCAGUCUAUAUCACCAACAAGGAAGAAGGCACUCCUGUUCAGGCUUCAGCCAUUCUAGUAUCCAGCUAUGGCAUCAUCUUCUGCCAUUUUUUACCCAUAUGCUAUGAAGCACUUUUUGGGUCCAAGACCAAUACAUUAGAGAGGAUUCUAAGGAGAUGGCGAGCCCAAAGUCCAAAUCUUGAGUCAGAGGGAGGGAUAGAUAUAGAUAUCCCCGGAAUGAACAUACCAUCACAAACGAGUGCCAGGUUUUCCAUAUCAAGUACGACAACUAUAUUGAGGAGAUCAGAGACACUAAGCGAGGUCACCCCUACUGGUUCAGAAUUGGUCAUAGUGCCUAUGUCCAGUGAAAAGAUUUGUGCCUACCCUCUGUCUAACAGGCUAAGAACAAAAAUGAUAAGGAGACGACGCAGGAGUAUAUCCUUUUAAAACUGGUUCCAGAAAAUUUUUAUUUCUGCUGAAAACUGUGGUGUUCUUCGAGAAAAAAAUAAGAAAGAAGAUGAGUCAUUCGUACUGUAUACAAGGUAUUAAAACAAAAAUACUUUUUAAAGGCCUGUUGUUUACAUUGUAGAUAGAUAGAUAGAUAGAUA
Morone saxatilis (striped sea-bass) is the source of this 1805-nucleotide messenger RNA. Its product is annotated as G-protein coupled receptor family C group 6 member A-like. Gene Ontology annotation, molecular function: G protein-coupled receptor activity. NCBI's taxonomy places the organism in Eukaryota, Metazoa, Chordata, Actinopteri, Moronidae. Gene Ontology annotation, cellular component: membrane. The record is from RefSeq and is a predicted model, not a curated record. Gene Ontology annotation, biological process: G protein-coupled receptor signaling pathway.